Molecule: messenger RNA, 2474 nt
Organism: Mercenaria mercenaria
Lineage: Eukaryota; Metazoa; Mollusca; Bivalvia; Venerida; Veneridae
Product: beta-1,4-galactosyltransferase 2-like
Exons: 9
Coding region: 305-1903 (532 amino acids)
Biological process (GO): glycosphingolipid biosynthetic process; carbohydrate metabolic process
Molecular function (GO): N-acetyl-beta-glucosaminyl-derivative 4-beta-N-acetylgalactosaminyltransferase activity
Source: RefSeq, a predicted model, not a curated record
CGGAAAUGUAUAUUUAUAUAUAGGAUUUAAGAACAUACACAAUACAUUUUUCUCAUGUUAUUUUAGGAAUUUAUAUAUUUUCUUCCAUUCAACAAUAUAAAAUCUUUUUUUUACCGCGCAGCAAGAUCUGUACACAGGUUUUAGUUAAAAAAGUUAUUAAACGUGUCAAAAUUGCGGUACUGUAGUAUUAGCGCAAAGUACUGGUGUUCAAGUUAACAAUGGAUUGACCGCGUAUGCACAUUGAAAUCCAAGGUCCGGAUGUCAUAAAUGGAAGAAGAGUCUUUGGAAGUUUGAAUGUGUUCAGAUGGCACGAGUGUUUUUACAACUGAGACACGCAUUUCGGCCCGUUAGGGUCGCAAGUUUUUAUAGCAUGUUCCUAACAAUUGUAAUAAUAUUUGCUACUAUAUUCUACAUUCAAAUUGUGUCACAUUUUAACAUUUCUCUGGAAACCUCUGUGCACGAAACGGAAGACCUGCUUAACCUCAAAACAGAGCCAGUGAUGCUUUUCACGACAAGGGGGUCUAUCAAAAAUAGUUUUAAGAAUGAAUCCAAAGCUGAGAGUGAAAAGUACCAUAAUAUUUCGUCUUUCAAUAUUUCGUCUAGUCAAGUUAUUCAACACGUAUUAAGGUAUUAUUAUGCAUUAAGCAGUAACAGAACUUCACAUAAUCUGACAAAGAACUUCCUGCAACUUAAUGACGCAAAUAAGAAUAAUAAAAGUGAAAUUCUGAUCAAAUCUCUGCUUCGUAUUAACGAUAGUGAUAACAAUUCUGUAGCAAAUGUACCGGCAACUUUUGCAGAGAAAAUUUCGUUGAACUCAAGCAAAAGGAUAACGACUGGAAAUGAAAUACCCGAAGUUGCUAACGUUGGUGCUCCUUUCCUUCCAGUCAAUAUUUCUAGAACAUUGGACAGACAUAAUGAUAUUUUUUUGAAUGAAAAGCAAUUCUAUAGAAAUCUCACAAGGAGCCGAAAGCACAAUCUGCGAACGAGGAACUCAAGACGACCUAACUAUUGUCCCCUCUGGCCGAAUGAGUUAGUUGGACCGAUGCCAGUUGACCAGCUUAUGAACCUCACUGAGAUACCAAAGGAAAACCUGAAAAUGAUAAAGGAAGGAGGCAAGUAUAAACCGCAGGACUGUGAUCCAAGGGAGAGAACUGCAAUCAUCAUCCCGUAUAGGGACAGAGAGAAAAAUCUAAUGGUGUUACUUCGGCACCUACACACAGUAUUACAGAGGCAAAAGAUCGAGUAUGGAAUUUUUGUCAUAGAAAUGGCAUACCCGACCCAGUUCAAUCGUGGACUGCUUGCAAACGUCGGCUAUCUGACAGCAUCCAGUAUAGCACCCUACACAUGUUACAUUAUACACGAUGUGGAUCUCCUCAUGCAAGAUGACAGGAACAUGUACAGAUGUGGGCGUGUACCAAGACAUCUUACCGCAUCUAAUUCCAAGUUCAAAAAUAAAUUACCAUAUUUGGCUUAUUUUGGUGGUGUGGAAGCUUUUACUCCUGACCAGUACUGGAAAGUUAAUGGAUUUUCUAACUUGUACUUCGGUUGGGGUGGAGAAGAUGACGACAUGGUAUAUAGGAUAUUUUUCACGGAGCAGCAUUUCUCUCGUCCACGUCAGCAAGUUGGUGGUUACGUUGCAAUAGAACAUGGAAAAGACUCAUCGAACCCUCAAAAUCCAAACAGAGCGUCUCUGGUGAAAUCUGCAGGGAAAAGAAUGAGAAGUGAUGGAGUGAAGUCAGUAAUGUAUAACCGCCUAGCUCUGGAAUUCAAACCGCUCUUCACAUGGGUAUAUGUGGCAGCGAAGGAAGCAAAAAUAAUGGAAGUUAAAAUACCAAGACUACUUGGAUGGAUGACUGCUGGAUGCAACUUGCAGAUACCGUGGCAUAUUAGUUUUUCUGUCUAAAACUGUCUAAACCUUAUUGCAGUUUUAUAAACAUCGAAAUCCCCGAAACCUUUGCAACCUUAUUCAGAAGUAAUUGUUGGAAAGAACAGUCAAGCGUCCGUGUUGUUUUCGACUUUGCAAAGAGAUUUUAUUCAUUCAUUGGAGAACAUCAUUUAAGUUUACAUCUUAAGAUAAUGUGUUAACAAAACAGAGAAGGCAUUUGUUCGCCGAAUGCAUAAUUCCAUGUUAAAGGCAACCUUUUGCAUAUCUUGGGAUUGAAGGACCGACUGAUGAACCAAGUUCCAAACCCCGAAUCGCAACACGACCUUUCAGCUACUGUGAUAAUGAAAAUGUUUGACUUUUACCUUACCUCACGCCGCAAAAUAUAUUUAGUAUAAUGUCCUUGGUACGUUUUCACUUGAAGAGAGUCUUGUGUUUGUCGCUUGUGUUACCAUUUUCUUAAUGAGUAGUGUGUAGUUCAAUUUAUGAACUUUUUGAACAAGAAAUAGCGCUACGGUAUUUUGCUUUAUUUUUCAUCAUUAAAAAAUAACAAAUGACAUUCAUGUGAAGCAUAUAAAAGUACGAAAGCAUA